CAUGGCAAACUGUAGCUGCUCUGGGUCUAGAGGGGAUGGCAAGUCCGCUUCACUAUACUCUCCAACAGUCUCCUCUCAUUCUGUCUGUGCUGUCGCUUUCUAACACCCUCCUCACAUCAGCAACACCCUUUCCCAGAAACAUUUAGCUAACACUUGCCGCUUAUCUCUCGUUUCCCCCCUCACCGUUGUCCACCAUAUGUUUGGUGUUGCAUGGAAAAGUUUCUGAGAGCUUCUUUCUUGGAGUGACAGCCUGCCGCAUCUUGUUGGGAGUCUGGGUGGUGAAGUCUGUUUUCCUCCCUUUUCUUUUUCCCUCACACUCACUGUGAACUGCUUUGACCCGUAUCUCCAUCCUGUCACCAGUGUUGAAGCAUCUGGUGGUAGCUACGUUAAUAACGCAGUCUGACCGGAGCGCUUUUCCUCAUUUCACCCUACCGAACCCGGGCAUGAUGCGAACCUGGAGGCGGCGGAAGAACUUUGGCUUGCUGAUCCUCGCUCUCCGAGUCUGGUGCCUGUCCACGGCAGCAAAACAUGCUGACAGCAUGGUUUACAACAUAGAGAGGGGAAGUAGUCCAGACAAGGCCGAACAGAGCGGGGAGGCAACCAGGCCGCAAACUUAUGAGACCGCCAUACCUCUGUUGCUGAAGGGCAAAGAGCGCAGACCUCUCAGCCAACUCACAUCUGGGAGAUAUCCUGCAUCGCUGCAGCUGCUGGUGCCCGCAGAAGGUGAACAGCUGAUCCUGUUGCUGGAGAAAAAUGAGGGUCUUUUUGCCAGCCAUUACACCGAGACACAUUACCGGGAGGAUGGAAGUGCAGUCACCGGUGCUCACAACUUCACGAAUCACUGCUACUACCACGGGGAAGUGCAGACGCAUCCCAGCUCUGACGUUACCCUCAGUGCCUGCUCAGGCCUUCGAGGCUUCAUCGCACUUGAAAACAAGACAUUUAUCAUCGAGCCUGUGUCUGGUGAUGACACCGGAGUUCACUUCAUUUACCGAGUGGAAGAGCUCAGACUGACCCCCGGAACAUGCGGCCACAGCUUCAACACGUCCUCAGUUGAAAACCACAUUGAAAGCCCCUUCAAGUCCUUCCACACAAGGCAUAAAAGGCAUGCUCAGAAGACAACCAAAUAUGUCGAGCUGAUCAUUGUUGCAGACAACAGAGAGUUUCAGAAACAAGGAAAGGACUUGGAGAAGGUGAAGCAGAGACUGGUAGAGAUAGCCAAUUAUGUGGACAAGUUCUACAGGGCCCUGAACAUCCGGGUGGCCCUUGUGGGUCUGGAGGUGUGGAGCGACUCUGAUAAAUGUCCCAUCACCCAAGAUCCCUUCACCACCCUGCACGAGUUCUUAGACUGGAGGAAAGUCAAACUGCUUCCCCAGAAACCUCACGACAAUGCUCAACUUAUAAGUGGGGUUUACUUCCAGGGCACCACCAUUGGCAUGGCACCCAUUAUGAGUAUGUGCACUGCUGAGCAGUCUGGAGGUAUUGUCAUGGAUCACUCCGACAACCCGCUGGGUGCAGCCGUGACUUUAGCACAUGAGCUGGGUCACAAUUUUGGCAUGAACCAUGACACCCCAGAGCGCGGCUGCGGCUGCAGGAUGACCGUUGAUCGCGGAGGCUGCAUCAUGACCCCCUCCACAGGGUAUCCCUUUCCAACCGUGUUCAGCACAUGCAGUAAGAAGGACCUUGCCGCCAGUCUGGAGAAAGGCGUGGGAAUGUGUUUGUACAACAUGCCCGAGGUCAAGGUGCUUUACGGAGGCCAAAAAUGCGGCAAUGGCUAUGUGGAGGAGGGAGAAGAGUGUGACUGCGGGGAGCCAGAGGAAUGCAUGAACCCGUGCUGCAAUGCCACCACAUGCACCCUGAAGGAAGAUGCUGUGUGUGCCCACGGACAGUGCUGUGAAGGCUGCAGACUCAAACCUGCUGGCACCCUUUGCCGGGAAACCAGUAACUCAUGUGACCUGCCAGAGUUCUGUACUGGUGCCAGCCCUCACUGCCCAGCCAACGUUUAUCUACAUGAUGGACAUGCCUGCCACAACGUUGACGGCUACUGCUACAAUGGCAUCUGCCAGACUCACGAGCAGCAAUGCAUCACUCUGUGGGGAGCAGGAGCAAAGCCCGCCCCUGGGAUCUGCUUUGAGAGAGUCAACUCUGCAGGCGAUCCUUACGGGAACUGCGGGAAGGACUCCAAAGGCUCCUUUGCCAAAUGUGAUGCAAGUGAUGCAAAGUGUGGUAAAAUCCAGUGCCAGGGUGGAGCCAACCGCCCAGUGAUCGGAACAAAUGCCGUUUCCAUUGAAACUAACAUCCCUCUGCAAGAAGGAGGACGUAUUCUGUGUCGAGGAACACAUGUUUACCUGGGCGAUGACAUGCCUGACCCUGGACUGGUGCUGGCUGGCACAAAGUGUGGAGACAACAUGGUGUGCCUGAAUCGGCAAUGCCAGAAUGUCAGCGUCUUUGGUGUGCAUGAGUGCUCGGGAAAGUGCAGUGGACGUGGGGUUUGCAACAACAAGAAGAACUGCCACUGUGAAGCACAUUGGGCACCGCCGUUUUGCGAGACAGCCGGCUUUGGUGGGAGCAUUGACAGCGGGCCAAUGAGAGCUGCAGAUGUGCGUGUGUGUGUAUUAAUGUGCGUGUUGUCAUAUAUGGCAUCAGCUGACAGCGUGCUGAUUACUGUGGCAAUCCUGGUCACCCUGGUGAGUCUAAUGGUAGCCACCGUAAUCAUCUUUCUGAAGAGGAAGACUCUGCUGCGCUUCCUCUUCACCAAUAAGAAGAGCACCUUGGAGAAACUCAGAUCCGUGGAAGCUACCAGGCCAACCAGCCCCAUCAGAAGCGAGUCCAUGUACAGACCCACACCGCAGCGCAAGCCUCCCCCCAAACCCUCCGGGGCUAACAUUUUUAAGCCAUCUCUCCUGAGUGCAGAGCCUCUUCUCCCACCGCACAACUUCCACUCUCACAGCCUGCGCAGACUGCCCCUCUACCAGCCCCUCCACAUCAGUCAGCCCAUGCCGGUGUCUCUCAGUGUGGGGCAGCCCACCCUGCCUCCUCUGCCAGCACACUACAAAGUCCUGCCGACGCACGCGUCCAGCUCCCCGCCACCUAGGGUGCAACCUUUUCUCAGCCUGCCACGCCAUCAGUCGUCAUACAGAGUGGACCAGGACUUUGAGAAACCCAGUCCACCCCAGAAGCCCCUACCUGCAGACCCACUUGGGAGGAGCUCUCGACUGGGUAACAGUGUCGCAACAGCAGGGGGGUACAUCCCCGGGAAAGCGGCCCUACCCAUACCUAUCCCCACUGUGCCAAGGCCUCCACCCUCCAUCCCUUUACCAAGCAGACCUGCACCGGCACUGCCAUACAGACCACCAAAGAUUCAAAAGGACUGUUGAGCUCUCAACUUCAUGGACAUGUAGAUCUCCGACUAAUAGAUGGAGACUUUCUUAAUUUGCACUAAUUUCUGAGACUCUGUUAGACCUUUGGGACAGUUGGAAGUGUCACAGAGUUCCCAGCAAAAACGGGGGCUAACAUCAAACCUUGAUGCUACGCCUCUAAAAGGUGCUUUGUCAUCCUUGCUCAGGUACCAGUGAACUAUUUAUCUAUUUAACUAUUUAACUAGGAUACUACCGGUUUGUGCAAAGAGGACUCUGAUGAGGGAUGAUUCUCUUCGUGGGAAACUCGAGGAAAAGACGAACGCGAGGCGUCAUUACGGACACUUCGUUUUUGCAUUCUGUGAUUGUUUUUAUACAUUUUCUUCUAAGCAAAAUGCUGAAAUAUAAAGUCUUUUUUAUAACUCGUCACGUUGCUUGAAUGAUCAAAGUGCAAAACAUUUUGUUUUUUGACUUGGAUGAUGAUAAAUGGAGAUAGAGGACGAGUCGGUAAGUAGUGGCGCAAUGUUAUUUCUCCAGUUUUUCAUUUUUUAUCACGUACUGAACACCAAAUAAGUCCUCUAUGUCCUUGUUGCUUCAGUGCUAAAAAAAAAUCUCCUAUUUUCGUGAAAAUACGGCUAUUUUCUUCAUGAAUCAUCUAAACGCUGGAUAAAAAGAAUUUGAUUCCCUUUUAAGACGUAGACUACAUUUUUAUUGUGGCAUUAAUCCGCUCACUUUACAGUCUGUGCACCAGGCUCUUUUAUUCCUUAUAAGUUCAUUUUUGCAGGAAAGUACAAAGAGGAAAGUAAUUUUCACACACCUCAGCCUGCCUCUGACAUACUGCUCGGGGCAUGCGUUGGACUCUAGACAUGUUUUCUCCUGAUACUGGCAAGUGCUGUGGAGUGUCAACAGACUUGACAGACUGACUGUGUUCCAGACAAUUACACCAACGCCGAAUGAUUCAACAUCAAUACUGGCGUUUGUACGUUUAACGUUUGCGCUCGCCUCGUCCUUGAGAGGGCGAGCCAAGCCGGAUGACUUCAGCGCCACAAGCUUUCCAGCGAGAUGUUUUACCGUAUCCGUCCUGUUCUUUUUGUUGCUUUCACAACAUUCCUUUUGGAGUUUCUAUGACUUCACUGUUGUCGAACGCCGAGCUCACUCACGCAUUCACAGCGGCGCUCAUUGCACCCCAGAGCAUGAGUCAGGCUCUUUUUCUUUUUUUUUCUCAGUGUUAGUUGUUGACUUGAGGGAUUCAAUUGUUAACUUCACAGCGCAACGUGUCAGUGUUUGCAUAAGGCAUUUUGUACUUGCAGUGUUUCCGAAUGCAGUGCUUGUUCAAUCGCUGCUGCAGAAUAACUGAAGCCAGUCACGCCCUGCAUACCUGCAUUGUGUUUUUGUAGUAUCUAAAUGAUGCUUUAUUUCCCUUGUUUUGGAUGUGUUCAGAUGUGUUCAACAGAGUCACCGCUCUGCUGGAAAAUAUGUCUUAUUGCUGUGUCAAUUAGCUGUUCAAUGUUUAUGCCAUCUGUAAAAACCUAAAUGUACUGUGUUUAUUAAAUUUUAAGUGUAACAUGUUUAAAAACCAUUGUAAAGUGUAAAUGUCAGUUUUUCUUUUUUUUUUUUUUUUUGUUUUCUUCUUCUUUUUUUAAAGCACAGAAAUGUAAAGAACUGCUUUGAGACGUUGCCACUAUUACACUAGGAGGUGAAAACAUGGUGUUGGACGAUUUCCAACGUUUUAAAAGAAUGACAAAGGUGUCAGGAUUACAUUUAAGCUGUGAGAAGACAUCAGAGCCAAUUAAAUGUCCCCUGUUUACAAGACGGUGUUUUAAUUUCAUUCAUACUUUGAUUUAUGACUAUAAGAAUGCAACACACCACAUUAAAAUCCACAAAGAAGCCACCAUGACCAAUAAGGACGAUGCAAUAAACCGACUGACCAACUAGCAACUGAACUGCCUUAACUUUUCAUGGCGUAGAUUCAGCAAGGUGCUGGAAACAUUUCUCAGGUAUUCUGAUCCAUAUUGACAUGAUAGCAUCGAACAGUUGCUGCAGAUUUGUCUGCUGAAAAUCCACAAAAUUAAUCUCCUGUUCCACCAUUUAAAAGUGCUCUAUUGGAUUGAGACCGUGGUACCUGCGGAGAACUUUUGAGUACACUGAACUCACUGUCAGGUUCAAGAAACCACUUUGAGAUGAUGUGAGCUUAACACGGCAUGGCGCAUUAACCUGCUGGGAGCAGCCAUCAGAAGACGGGUACACAGAGAUCAUAAAGGGAUGGACAUGGUCAACAGCAAUACUCAGGCAGGCUGUGGCAUUUAGGACCCAAAGUGUGCCAAGACAUUAAACCUCCACCAGCAGCAGUCUGAAGGGGUCAUAUGAGGCAGGAUUGAUCCAUGUUUUCAUGCUGUUUAUGCCAAAUUAUGUUCCUACCAUCCAAAUGUCACAGUAGAAAUUACAAGACUCAUUAGAACAGGAAACAUUUUGCCAUUUUUCUACUAUUGUACAAUUUUGGUGAGUCUGUGUAAACUGUAGCCUCAGUUUCCUGUUCUGAGCUGACAGGCGUGGUAACCGGUGCGGUGUUCUACUGCUAUAGCCUAUCUGCUUUA
Messenger RNA from Haplochromis burtoni (Burton's mouthbrooder), 5950 nucleotides. It is a transcript of the gene adam12b, whose product is annotated as ADAM metallopeptidase domain 12b. Gene Ontology annotation, biological process: proteolysis. The record is from RefSeq and is a predicted model, not a curated record. The transcript is spliced from 23 exons. Gene Ontology annotation, molecular function: metalloendopeptidase activity. The coding region runs from base 444 to 3377 and encodes 977 amino acids. Lineage: Eukaryota; Metazoa; Chordata; Actinopteri; Cichliformes; Cichlidae.